Coffea eugenioides is the source of this 507-nucleotide messenger RNA. Its product is annotated as psoralen synthase-like. The record is from RefSeq and is a predicted model, not a curated record. The coding region runs from base 1 to 507 and encodes 168 amino acids. Gene Ontology annotation, molecular function: monooxygenase activity; iron ion binding; heme binding. The transcript has 2 exons. NCBI's taxonomy places the organism in Eukaryota, Viridiplantae, Streptophyta, Magnoliopsida, Gentianales, Rubiaceae.
AUGGCAAGUUCAUCAAGGCUUGUUUCAAAUUCGAGAAAGAAUCAGCCACCAUCUCCACUAGGACUUCCGAUUAUUGGAAAUCUUCAUCAGCUAAGCUCACUGCUUCACUAUCCUCUCCACUCCUUAGCCCAAAAAUAUGGUCCAAUCAUGUUUCUCAAAUUUGGUAGUGUUCCAACGGUUGUAGUUUCAUCAGCUGAUGGAGCUAGCCUAAUCAUGAAAACCCAUGAUUUGAUUUUCACUGAUAGGCCAUUUUCGAGCACUGCUAAUAAACUUCUCUAUAACAUGAAGGAUAUAUCGGUAGCGCCCUAUGGCGAGUAUUGGAGACAGUUAAAGAGUAUUUGUGUUCUUCAGCUCCUGAGCAACAAAAAAGUUCAGGCGUUUCGUAAUAUAAGGGAAGAGGAAACGUCGAUUAUGAUGCAGAAGAUUAAAGAGGCUUCUUUGGAUUCGACACCUGUGAAUUUGAGCGAAAUGCUUGUUUCGCUGACUAAUGAUAUUGUAUGCAGAUAA